Cucurbita maxima (winter squash) is the source of this 2177-nucleotide messenger RNA. RefSeq names its product serine/threonine-protein kinase STN7, chloroplastic. Gene Ontology annotation, biological process: protein phosphorylation. NCBI's taxonomy places the organism in Eukaryota, Viridiplantae, Streptophyta, Magnoliopsida, Cucurbitales, Cucurbitaceae. Gene Ontology annotation, molecular function: ATP binding; protein kinase activity. The record is from RefSeq and is a predicted model, not a curated record. The transcript is spliced from 10 exons. The coding region runs from base 170 to 1924 and encodes 584 amino acids.
UACUUCCUGAAAAUUAAACUGUCCUUAUUGAUCCUCCCAAGAAAAAUAUCAAAAAAAUGAAAUUCACACUUGUGGUCGAAAUUCAAAGCUUCACUCAAUCGUCGCCAGUAUCUAUUCUCUGGCAUUCCCCUUCCCCUUCGUCCAAUUACUCCUUUCACUCUUUUCAUCCAUGGCCGCCGCCGUUGCUGCAGCAGGUGGGGUUAGCAUUGGAGUCUCAAAGCUCCAGCCGCGCCAUUUGAAACACCCCACUUCCCCAUUUCUCGGCAAGAAGAUCAGGUUCAAGCACAAAUCGGCCUUCGAAUCGGCCUACUGUUGGAGGGUAUCGAUUAAGAAUCCGAGAAGGGUUUUGGUUUCGGCUCUGGGCACCGAGCUCAUCGAUGUGGUUCAUAAUCUGUUUGUGGGUGUGGGAGUGGGGCUUCCUUGUACGGUGAUGGAGUGCGGUGAUAUCAUUUACAGAAGCACUUUGCCGAAGCCUAAUGGAUUAACUCUCACAAUUCCUGGUGCGAUUCUGGCUUUGGGUACUCUUUCUUAUCUCUGGGCCACUCCUGGAGUGGCUCCUGGCUUCUUUGAUAUGUUUAUUCUUGCAUUCGUCGAGAGGAUUUUCAGACCCACUUUCAGAAAGGAUGAUUUUGUUUUGGGAAAGAAGUUGGGAGAAGGAGCGUUUGGUGUGGUCUAUAGAGUGGCACUGGCUAAAAAUCCUUCAGAGAAGAAGGAAGGCGACCUUGUCUUGAAAAAGGCUACAGAGUAUGGUGCAGUUGAAAUUUGGAUGAACGAACGAGUGCGACGAGCUUGUGCUAAUAGCUGUGCAGACUUCGUGUAUGGUUUCCUUGAGAAUUCUUCAAAGAAAGGAGGUGGUGAAUAUUGGCUCAUAUGGAAGUUUGAAGGGGAAGCUACAUUGGCAGAUUUAAUGCAAUCCAAAGAUUUUCCCUAUAAUGUAGAGAGGAUGAUUCUCGGGGAGGGCCAGCAGCUGCCAAAAGGGUUGGAAAGGGAGAAUAGAAUCAUUCAGACCAUAAUGCGACAGCUCUUAUUUGCAUUGGAUAGUCUUCACUCCACAGGAAUUGUGCAUAGGGAUAUCAAGCCACAGAAUAUCAUUUUCUCUGAAGGAUCUCGCACUUUCAAAAUCAUUGAUCUUGGAGCUGCAGCUGAUCUUCGAGUUGGCAUUAACUAUAUUCCAAAGGAGUUUCUACUGGACCCUAGAUAUGCUGCCCCAGAGCAAUAUAUCAUGAGCACUCAAACUCCAUCCGCUCCCUCGGCUCCAGUGGCAACCGCACUUUCUCCAGUACUAUGGCAGAUGAACCUUCCUGAUAGAUUUGAUAUCUACAGCACCGGUCUCAUCUUCCUCCAGAUGGCAUUUCCAGCAAUGCGGACAGAUAGCGGCCUCAUACAGUUUAACCGUCAAUUGAAGAGGUGUGACUAUGACUUAGUCGCGUGGAGGAAAAGCGUGGAGCCUCGUGCCAGUGCGGACCUAAGAAAGGGCUUUGAAUUGUUGGGUUUAGAUGAAGGAAUAGGAUGGGAACUGUUGACGUCAAUGGUUCGAUACAAAGCACGACAAAGAACGAGCGCUAAGGCAGCUUUAGCUCACCCAUACUUCGACAGGGAAGGUUUAUUGGCUCUGUCCUUGGUGCAGAAACUGAGGCUGCAAUUCUUUAGAGCUACACAGCAAGACUACACUGAAGCUGCUAAUUGGAUCAUUCAGCUAAUGGCAAAAUCAGGAACUGAGCAGGAUGGCGGCUUCACUGAAGCUCAGCUUCUGGAGCUCAAAGAAAUCGUGCCGAAGAAGAAAGCGAGUCCUGAAAGAAACGCUCUGGCUUCGAUUCUGAAGGUGCAACGGAAGAUCCUAAAAACGUUAAACGAAAGCAUGGACGAGUUCAGCCGACGAAGCAAGAGCCUGUGGUGGAGUAGGUGGAUUCCCAGAGAGGAAUGAAGAUAGUUUGUAUGUAUGUAUAGUUCCAAGUUUUCUUAUUUUUUGUUAUUGUGGUCGUAAAUUUAGUGUAGCCGUUCUAACUAAAGACAAUUGAAGAUAUAGAAGCUGAAAUCUAAGAGAUACAUAUAAAAGCCUUUCAAACAGGUAUCUUAUCGAUUCCUCUAUUGACACUGAAAGGAGUCUAUGUAUGGCAACUGUAUUGCAUGUAAUUAUCAGUUAUGAAUGUGAAAAAUACAGAUCAAAAUUGGUAUUA